AUGGCAACGGCAAAGACCAACGGCGCGAAGCCGCACACAAAUGGCACCGUUCCUGUCUUGAACGGCUCAACAUCAUAUGCAGCCAAACAUCAGCUCGCAGACCACUUCAUUGGUGGCAACAAGCUGGAGAAUGCGCCGGCAGGUCCUGUCAAGGAUUUUGUCGCGAACCACGAUGGUCACACUGUCAUCACAAACGUCCUGAUUGCAAAUAACGGAAUCGCAGCAGUAAAGGAGAUUCGAUCAGUACGAAAAUGGGCCUACGAGACUUUUGGCGACGAGCGGGCUAUCCAAUUUACGGUCAUGGCUACACCUGAAGAUUUGACGGCAAAUGCAGACUAUAUCCGAAUGGCUGAUCAAUAUGUUGAGGUCCCGGGAGGAACGAACAACAACAAUUAUGCCAACGUGGAAUUGAUUGUAGAUGUUGCUGAGCGUAUGGACGUACAUGCUGUUUGGGCAGGAUGGGGUCAUGCCUCAGAAAAUCCAAAACUACCAGAAUCCUUAGCAGCUUCGCCGAAAAAGAUCGUGUUUAUUGGACCUCCUGGCUCAGCUAUGCGAUCGCUUGGAGACAAGAUUUCAUCUACGAUUGUGGCACAGCACGCAAAGGUUCCCUGCAUACCUUGGUCAGGAACUGGAGUUGACAAAGUGGAUGUCAAUGAUGAUGGCAUUGUGACGGUUGAUGACGAGGUCUACAUGAAAGGCUGCGUUCAGUCAUGGCAAGAAGGUCUUGAGAAAGCGAACAAAAUUGGCUUCCCAGUUAUGAUUAAAGCUUCAGAGGGUGGUGGUGGAAAAGGUAUACGAAAAGCCGAUUCUGAAGAGGGUUUCGAAGCCCUCUACAAAGCAGCUGCCAGCGAAAUUCCUGGAUCCCCCAUCUUCAUUAUGAAGCUUGCAGGAAACGCACGACAUUUGGAGGUUCAACUGCUAGCGGAUGAGUAUGGAAACAACAUUUCUCUGUUCGGCAGAGAUUGUUCCGUUCAGCGAAGACAUCAAAAGAUUAUCGAGGAGGCUCCAGUCACAAUUGCGAAACCAGCAACAUUUCAAGCAAUGGAGAAGGCUGCAGUUCGUCUCGGUCGUCUUGUAGGCUACGUUUCAGCUGGUACCGUUGAAUACCUAUAUUCUCACUCAGACGACAAGUUCUACUUUUUAGAACUGAAUCCUAGAUUGCAAGUUGAGCAUCCGACAACUGAGAUGGUCAGUGGUGUAAAUUUGCCUGCUGCCCAACUUCAAAUUGCGAUGGGUCUGCCGUUACACCGGAUUCGCGAUAUUAGAUUACUCUACGGAGCGGACCCUUCAACUGCUAGCGAGAUCGACUUCGAUUUCUCGAAAGAGAACAGCUCUCAAACGCAAAGACGACCAGCUCCAAAAGGCCACACAACAGCUUGCCGUAUCACUUCCGAAGAUCCAGGAGAAGGCUUCAAGCCUUCGAGUGGUAUGAUGCACGAGCUGAACUUUAGGAGUAGUUCCAAUGUAUGGGGUUAUUUCUCUGUAGGCACGGCUGGUGGUAUCCACAGCUUCUCAGACAGUCAAUUUGGUCACAUUUUCGCUUAUGGCGAGAAUCGAUCAGCGUCGCGAAAGCAUAUGGUUGUGGCUUUGAAGGAAUUGAGUAUUCGCGGUGAUUUCAGAACCACCGUUGAGUACCUGAUCAAGCUGUUGGAGACCCCUGCAUUCGAGGGCAACACAAUUACGACUGGAUGGCUUGAUGAGUUGAUCUCCAACAAGUUGACUGCAGAGCGACCAGACCCAGUGUUGGCCGUUGUUUGCGGCGCUGUUUGCAAGGCGCACAUCGCAAGUGAGGCAUGCAUCUCCGAGUACCAAAAUAGCUUAGAAAAGGGGCAAGUUCCUGCUAAGGAUAUCCUCAAAACUGUCUUCCCGAUCGAUUUCAUCUAUGACGGCCAUCGGUACAAAUUCACCGCGACUCGAUCCAGUCUGGACAGCUAUCACCUGUUCAUAAACGGCUCAAAAUGCUCGGUCGGCGUUCGCGCUCUUAGCGACGGUGGUCUCCUUGUUCUUCUCGGCGGCCGAAGUCACAAUGUUUACUGGAAGGAGGAAGUUGGUGCUACUCGCUUGAGUGUCGACAGCAAAACCUGCUUACUCGAGCAAGAGAAUGACCCAACUCAACUCCGAACUCCAUCGCCCGGAAAGUUGGUCAAAUUCACAGUAGACAAUGGAUCCCAUAUCAAGGCUGGCCAACCUUUCGCCGAAGUCGAAGUCAUGAAGAUGUACAUGCCUCUUCUUGCCCAAGAGGAUGGGAUUGUACAACUCAUUAAACAGCCGGGAGCCACUCUUGAGGCCGGUGAUAUUCUGGGUAUACUUGCUUUAGAUGACCCAUCUAGAGUCAAAAAUGCUCAACAAUUCAUUGGUCAUCUCCCAGAUCUUGGACCACCACAAGUUGUGGGCACGAAACCGGCUCAACGUUUUGUUCUUCUUCACAACAUUCUCAAGAAUAUUCUCGAUGGUUUCGAUAACCAGGUCAUUAUGGCUUCAACUCUCAGCGAAUUGAUUGAUGUUCUCCGCGACACAGAGUUGCCAUAUGGAGAAUGGAACGCUCAAUUCUCUGCCCUUCACGCACGAAUGCCCCAGCGCCUAGAUGCAAUCUUCACGCAGAUUGUGGAUCGUGCCAAGUCUCGUAAGGGGGACUUUCCUGCCAAAAACCUUAAUAAGGCGCUUGUAAAAUUCCUAGAGGAGAACGUCGAGCCAUCAGAUGUCGAUCUUCUUAAAGCUGCACUUGCGCCUUUGAUAGAGGUUCUCGAUCGAUAUGCCGAGGGCCAGAAAGUCCACGAGUUUGAUGUUUUCUCUGGUCUUCUUACCCAGUAUGCUUCAGUCGAGAAACUGUUCUCGGGACGAUCUUCUCGCGAUGAAGAAGUGAUCCUCAAGCUCAGAGAUGAAAACAAGGAUGAUAUUCUCAAGGUCAUUCAAACGGUGCUUUCCCACAGCAAGAUUGGUGCAAAGAACAAUUUGGUCCUGGCUAUUCUCGAGGAGUACAAACCAAACAAGCCAAAUUCCGGCAAUGUUGCAAAAUACUUCCGCCCUGCACUGAAGAUGCUCACCGAGUUGGAGUCACGACAAUCAGCCAAGGUCUCUUUGAAAGCGCGUGAGGUCCUCAUCCAAUGUGCUAUGCCAUCUCUAGAAGAGCGUUCAGCUCAAAUGGAACACAUCCUCCGUUCUUCAGUUGUCGAAUCGCGAUAUGGUGAGACCGGAUGGGAGCAUCGGGAACCAGAUCUCGACAUUCUCAAGGAAGUUGUUGACUCCAAAUACACCGUCUUUGAUGUCCUUCCAGUCUUCUUCGGACAUCAGGACCCUUGGGUGUCCCUUGCCGCUCUCGAAGUUUACAUCCGCCGAGCAUACCGUGCUUAUUCUCUUAAGAAGAUUGAAUAUCACAACGACUCCACUGAACCGCCAUUCAUCGUAUCAUGGGACUUCGUCCUCCGCAAGGUUGGCGUGUCAGAAUUCGGCAUGCCUAUACAGUCUUCUGCUCCAUCUACACCAGCGACUCCUUCAUAUGAAAGUGGCAACCCAUUCAAGAGGGUGAGCUCCAUCAGCGACAUGACUUACCUGGUCAACAAAGCCGACCAUGAGCCUACCAGAAAGGGUGUCAUUGUUCCAGUCCAAUAUUUGGAUGAGGCCGAGGAGUAUUUGAUGCGAGCUCUUGAGGUCUUCCCCGUUGCAGGAUCCAAGAAAGCUACUCCGUCAAACGGUCUAAUGCCAGACUUAGGAGGGAAGCGGAAGACACCAGUUCCCAAAGUCUACAGCGACGACGAACUAACUGCUGUCGUCAAUGUCGCCGUUCGUGAUGCUGAAGGUGUUGAUGAUGCCGAAACUGUGGCCAGAAUCAAGCUCAUUGUGAACGAUUACAAGGAGGAACUCCUAGCCCGUCGCAUUCGCCGCAUCACAUUCAUCUGUGGUCACAAGGACGGGUCAUACCCUGGCUACUACACUUUCCGAGGCCCCGAGUACGAAGAAGACCAAAGUAUCCGUAACAGCGAACCUGCUCUUUCCUUCCAGCUUGAGCUUGGAAGACUCUCCAAAUUCAGGACGAAGCCUGUGUUCACUGAGAACCGGAAUAUCCACAUUUACGAGGCUGUUGGCAAGGAAACCGAAAGUGACAAGAGAUAUUUCACACGUGCUGUCGUUCGUCCAGGACGGCUACGUGACGAGAUCCCAACUGUCGAGUACCUUAUAUCAGAGUCAGACAGACUAAUGAACGACAUUCUGGAUGCCCUGGAGAUUAUUGGUAACAACAAUUCUGAUCUCAACCACAUCUUCAUCAAUUUCUCCCCCGUCUUCCCUCUUCAACCCCCUGAAGUGGAGAAGGCACUGGGUGGGUUCUUGGAGCGCUUCGGACGCCGCCUUUGGCGCCUACGUGUGACUGGCGCCGAGAUUCGUAUUGUCUGCACCGAUGCCCAAACUGGCAUGCCGUACCCACUUCGUGUUGUCAUCACGAACACCUCAGGAUAUGUUAUUCAAGUAGAGAUGUAUGUUGAACGGAAAUCCGAGAAGGGAGGCGAGUGGGUUUUCCAAAGCAUUGGCGGCACAACCAAGAUUGGCUCGAUGCACUUGAGACCUGUCAGCACACCAUAUCCAACAAAGGAGUGGCUGCAACCGAAGCGAUACAAGGCUCAUCUUAUGGGAACUCAGUACGUAUACGACUUCCCAGAGCUUUUCAGACAAGCGGUACAGAAUAGUUGGGCCAAGGCUGUGAGCAAGCAUCCAUCUCUGGCUGAUAAACAACCUCCUAUUGGCGAAUGCACGGAUUGUAGCGAGCUGGUUCUGGACGAUCAGGACAAUAUCGCUGAAGUCUUCCGUGAGCCUGGUACCAACACUCAUGGCAUGGUCGGUUGGAUCGUUACUGCAAGAACACCAGAGUAUCCUCGUGGCCGAAAGUUCGUCAUUGUCGCCAACGAUAUCACAUUCAAGAUUGGUAGUUUCGGACCUAAGGAAGAUCAAUUCUUUCACAAGUGCACGGAACUCGCAAGAAAGCACGGAAUCCCUCGUAUAUACCUGUCUGCCAACUCAGGUGCUCGUAUUGGUAUGGCGGAUGAGCUUAUUCCUCACUUUAGUGUGGCAUGGAAUGACCCUAACAGGCAAGAGGCUGGUUUCAAGUAUCUUUACUUGACUGCUGAGGCUAAAGCUCGUUUUGAGGACGGCAAGGCGAAAGAUGUCAUUACUGAGCAGAUCACUGAAGAUGGCGAGACGCGACACAAGAUCACCGCCAUCAUCGGUGCCGAAGAUGGCCUGGGUGUUGAGUGUCUGAAGGGCUCAGGUUUGAUCGCAGGUGCUACCAGCAGAGCCUACGAGGAUAUCUUCACAAUCACUUUGGUCACUUGCCGCUCUGUCGGUAUUGGUGCCUACCUGGUUCGUCUUGGCCAACGUGCGAUUCAGAUCGAAGGUCAACCAAUCAUCCUGACUGGUGCUCCUGCCCUGAAUAAGCUGCUUGGUCGUGAAGUCUAUACAUCCAAUCUGCAACUUGGUGGCACUCAAAUCAUGUAUAGAAAUGGUGUCUCUCACAUGACCGCCAACGAUGAUUUUGAAGGUGUUUCAAAGAUCAUUGAGUGGUUGGCGUAUGUGCCAGAUAAGCGCAACAACCCACUUCCAAUUGGACCCGCAAUCGAUUCUUGGGACCGAGACAUUGUAUACAUGCCACCACCCAAGGCACCAUACGACGUAAGGAAUCUCAUUGCUGGUAAGGACGAUGACGAAGGAUUCAUGUCUGGUCUUUUUGAUAAGGACUCAUUCGUUGAAUCAUUGGGCGGCUGGGCAAAGACUGUUGUCGUAGGUCGUGCUCGUCUAGGUGGUAUCCCAAUGGGUGUGAUUGCCGUCGAGACUCGAUCAGUGGAGAACAUCACCCCUGCUGAUCCAGCCAACCCAGACUCGACGGAACAGAUUUCCAACGAGGCUGGUGGUGUCUGGUACCCCAACUCGGCUUUCAAGACUGCGCAAGCUAUCAAGGACUUCAACAAUGGUGAGCAACUGCCAUUGAUGAUCUUGGCAAACUGGAGAGGUUUCUCUGGUGGGCAGCGCGAUAUGUACAACGAGGUUCUCAAAUACGGAUCCUACAUUGUCGACGCUCUCUGCAAGUACGAGCAGCCAGUCUUCGUCUACAUCCCACCUUUCGGAGAAUUGCGCGGUGGUUCAUGGGUCGUUGUCGACCCAACCAUCAACCCAGAUUAUAUGGAAAUGUACGCCGAUGAAGAAUCCCGUGGCGGCGUCUUGGAACCCGAAGGAAUAGUAAACAUCAAAUACCGUCGUGAAAAGCAACUCGAAACCAUGUCCCGCCUAGACCCUGAAUACGGAGCCCUUCGCAAACAACUUGCCGACAAGACCCUCACCCCAAACCAAAUGUCAGCCAUUAAGAUGAAAGUCACACAACGCGAACACCUUCUCUUGCCAGUUUACAUGCAAAUCUCACUGCAGUUCGCAGACCUUCACGACCGAGCUGGCCGUAUGAAGGCCAAGGGUGUUAUCCGACAGAGUCUGCAGUGGCGCGAGGCGAGACGUUUCUUUUACUGGCGCGUACGCCGCCGUGUCAAUGAGGAGUAUAUCAUGAAACGCAUGUCUUUAUCUUCUAAGAACCCACUUGCUUCCCGGGCCCGCCAUAUGGACACGCUGGCUGCUUGGACCGGCAUUCCAAACUUCUUGAAUGCGGAUCGCGAGGUUGCCAUGUGGUAUGAGGAGAAUCGGAAGGUGGUUCAUGAGAAGGUGGAGGCGCUCAAGACGGAGGGCGUUGCGUUUGAUGUUGCUGCUCUGUUGAGAGGGAACAGCAAGGGUGGCUUGAAGGGCGUGCAGCAGGUGCUUAGCAUGUUGCCUGCUGAGGAGCGGGAGGCGGCAUUGAAAUUCUUGAGCUCUACGUAG
Lachnellula hyalina is the source of this 6846-nucleotide messenger RNA. RefSeq names its product Acetyl-CoA carboxylase (gene cut6). Gene Ontology annotation, biological process: fatty acid biosynthetic process. Lineage: Eukaryota; Fungi; Ascomycota; Leotiomycetes; Helotiales; Lachnaceae. The coding region runs from base 1 to 6846 and encodes 2281 amino acids. Gene Ontology annotation, molecular function: acetyl-CoA carboxylase activity; ATP binding; metal ion binding. The transcript has 4 exons. The record is from RefSeq and is a predicted model, not a curated record.